AUGCAAUGUGUGUGGUCCGUCUCAUACUCCUUCCUCGUCAACGACUCGGUACACGGCAGGAUCAUUCCGUCUAGAGGAAUCCGACAAGGCGACCCCUUAUCACCAUACAUUUUCAUCCUGUGUGGUGAAGUACUCUCGGGGCUUUGUCGAAGAGCACAACGGAGUGGGCAUAUGUCAGGCCUUAGAGUGGCAACGCCGGCGCCUCGACUGAACCAUUUGCUAUUUGCAGAUGAUACAAUGUUCUUUUUGGACACUGAUGAGAGGAGCUGCGCUGCCUUGGUAGACAUUUUGCAUCAGUAUAGAGUGUCGUCUGGUCAGCUGAUAAAUGCGGCCAAGUCUUCUAUAUCCUUCUCGGCCAGGACCCCGCAGGCAAUACGGCAACGUGUUAAACAGUACCUUGGGAUUGAGCAGGAAGGAGGAGUAGGGAAGUACUUAGGACUACCGGAACAUUUCGGACGCCGCAAGAAAGACCUCUUCACAAACAUUGUAGAUCGCAUCAGACAAAAGGCGGUUAGCUGGGCUUCAAGGUUCUGGUGGGAUGCUGAGCCAGAUAAGAAGAAAAUGUGUUGGGUGGCAUGGGAAGUAAUCACAACACCAAAAGCAGCAGGGGGGCUAGGAGUACGCGACAUUCAAGCUUUCAACACAGCCCUACUCGCGAAACAGGCGUGGCGGAUCGUCUCUAAACCGGACUGUCUACUCUCCAAAAUCCUGCGUGCUAAAUACUGCAGCAAAGCGCCGUUCCUUCAGGUGGAAUCACCGAAAACAGCAUCUCACGGGUGGCGAGGGAUCCUAAAAGGACGAAACCUGUUACUGACUAAUCUGAGCAAAGUCAUAGGUGAUGGAGAGAGUACGAGGAUCUGGAAAGACCCGUGGCUCAGGAUGACGACACCGAUGAGACCUAUAGGACCGGUAUGUGAAGAGAACCAGGAUCUUGUGGUCGCGGACCUUCUCUGCCGAGGCAGCCGAGAGUGGAAUGUAACUAGAAUAGUAAGCCUCCUGCCACAGUACCUGCCUAACAUCAUGAGCAUUAAACCAAGUGUGCUGGGAGCUCCAGACUCCUUUGGUUGGUUAGCAUCAAAGUCGGGUAACUACACAGCUAAAUCGGGCUUCACCAGGCAGAUAUGGACAGCACACUGUUGGAAACUGAAUUUCAAUCCAUCAGACUGUGCAUCUUUCAGUGAAGCCUUCAUGGCCUCGACGAGACAGAUCAACCUCCCACCGCUGGGAGUGACAGGAAAUCUAUUCCCGUGGCUAUGCUGGGGAAUUUGGACGGCGCGAAACUAUCAUAUCUUCGAGAACAGAGCCUCUCUACCUGUGGACAUUACCUCGAGAUCAAUCAAGAACGCAAGGGAAUGGACGGAAGCCCAACUAAGCUCGCCCACGCCUCCACUUGGACAGAGCCAAAUGAAUAUUAUACCAGCAGGAACGACAGGUAUGAUCUUCUGCUGUUCUGAUGCUGCAUGGCAGGCGACGACAAACAGGGCAGAUUGUGGUUGGAUUUUCACAGAUCAUCAGGAUGAACGGUUACUACAGGGGACGGCAACCUUUGAUCACACAGUGUCCCCUCUAAUGGCGGAAGCCUUAGCUGUAAGAUCAGCGCUCCUCCAUGCCCUCGAAGCGGGGUACUCAAGAAUCUGCUUAAAAUCAGAUUGUCAAGCCCUCGUGGCUAUUAUCACCUCGACGUAUCACCCGACAGAGCUCUACGGAAUCACUCGGGACAUCGAGCAUCUAUCACUCUCCUUUGACUGCAUUGUGUUUACUUUUAUUCCUAGGAACCUUAAUGUUAUGGCUGAUUCACUUGCUAAAUCAGUCUUGUACUUGGCCACAGCCAACUAA
This is a messenger RNA of Brassica oleracea var. oleracea, 1836 nucleotides long. RefSeq lists its product as uncharacterized. The record is from RefSeq and is a predicted model, not a curated record. The coding region runs from base 1 to 1836 and encodes 611 amino acids. The transcript has 3 exons. Lineage: Eukaryota; Viridiplantae; Streptophyta; Magnoliopsida; Brassicales; Brassicaceae. Gene Ontology annotation, molecular function: RNA-DNA hybrid ribonuclease activity; nucleic acid binding.